GCCGUGCCGUGCCGCCGCGGCGCGCUGCACACCGACGAAGCGCGUCCAGUGCGGCCGAAGCGACCCUAGAAUCCGCGGCUUUCGUCCUGACGGAAGUAGUGCGCGACCAGUAUGCAUUAUUCGUGUGACUCGGCAAGGAACCUAAAUUCGAUCGUCCCCCUCCCCCCGCGGCGACGUCGCGGCCAAUGUUCUUAAAGCCGAGCAGGGAGCGGCUGUGCUGUGCGCUCAUGAGUGUGUCCGCCGAGGACACCGCGUUUCCGCUCCUCCUUCAUUAACUCCAGGUCCUCCUGGUUGAUUGAAAAUAAGUGAAGCACGAUUUUCCAAGCACAGACUUGGCGGCCGGCCGGCCGGCUCCGAACUGUUAGUUGCAUCUCUCGUCAUUGAUGAGAGAUCUUUCGAUAAAUCGAAAAUUUCGAAGUCUUCGGGGACGAAAUAUCGUCUGACGGGGAAAUCUUUUCCUGUAUCGAUCUUGAGAUGGUAGAGGAGUAUAUUCUCGUGAAAAUAAAUGGAUUCUAGUGUAUACUGUACGCCAUGUGACUCUUUCAUGAGAUUACGUAAUUUCUGUCGCUACUUCACGAGCCACCUCCCGCUUCAGUCUUUAAGUAUAGAUUAUAUGUACAAAGGUCAGCAAAACUAAUUGGAUAGAUUAUCAAUGAAUAUAUCGAAUAAAUAGAACGAUAAAAAAACGGAAUAAAAAUGCCGAUGAGCGAAGGAAAGCAGUGGCUUUAAGAUACUCAUGUGAACUUAGCCAUGAUUUCAGUCGAAUUGUUUGAACAAAGAUGAUGUUCCGACAAGUAGCUUCUAAGAACUAGAUAAUAACUUCUGGGAGUUGGGAUUACAGUGGUCCGUCAAGCGCGCUAAAGGCCAAUAACUAAUUAAAUAUUAUUUUUAUACUCGAUAUGUGAAUCACGUAACACUUUCGUUGACUGAAUACCGGAUAUCAAGUCGACAAUGAAAACUAAGUGCAAGCUAAUAAACACGAUCUCAGGUUAUAAUGAUUCGUUGUGUAAUCUACACUCGUAGGCAAUCGUCAUAUCUUGCAAUCUACCAGUGGUGGCAGCCAAUGGGCAACGCGUUCACCCGGCUACGUUACACUCUUUGCUCCUCGUUCUUCGCCUCUUCUUCGUGUGCACCAUCAGCAACACCCCUUUCCCCGUGCCGAAGGCAGUCGCUCUCGGAGCAUCGCGUGCGAUAGAUUAAUCCUGCGUACCACCGCGCGCACCAGCUCCUCGUCGACGUGGUUCUUUAUCAGCCCGCCAUCACAACGACCGGCUCUCACCGUCCGAUCACUCGCGUAUGUGUCGGUUUGUCCGUCCACGUCGGGCUGCGAUUAUCCGAACCGCUCAGAUAGGACAGUGCUCUUCGGCGAGAGCGGUCCUCCUGGACGAGCCGCCAGGACGAUCGUCAGGAUAACGGCCGCUGCAGAAAGGGUGCGCGAUGCAGUGGCGUCGGCAGAAGAAGAUCACCCACGUGAUCGGCUCUUCGAAUCAUGUGCUGCUCUUAGCGAGGUACCAAGAUGGUACGGAAACGACACAACGUAGGAACUCUCCGCCCGGUGAAGAGGAUGAAGAGGAAGGUUUGCGGAAGGAAUAUGUGAAGAGCCAAGACAAGGAAGCGAAUGCGCACACCGUCGAUCGCAAUGGCCAGAGCGGUUACAAACCAUGGCGAUUCGGUACCGGUACCAGCGGCAGUACGAGCGGCUACGCCAGCAGCGGCUCGCGAUCGCACCGGGACGAAAGUUCGGGCUCGCCGUCGCAACCCAAGGUCAUCUUCAACGAGGACGAGUACACUAGGAUUACGACACCACGGCAGGACGUCCUCUUCAAGAAGGGUUACUUGUCGCGCAAGAAGCCCUGGGCUGGCAAUGCGAGUACCAGCGCCACACCAUCGACCACCGAGAGUCAAUCGGCGUCACAUUCCACCGCAGACGGCAGUGAAACUACGGAGGAUCAGCAGUUAUUGGAUAGGGAUAGUGGAACGGGAGAAUAUCCGCCCAUGGUAGAGCCGGGAGCGCAACUAGGAUAUGGAACGUUUUACGAUCACGCGAGCGGCUACUAUUACGAAUAUCCUGUGAUGUUGGUCGGACCUGCGCCAGUACCUGCCCAAGUCGGACCGAGUGUCUUAGCAGCUGUACCUUGCGGCCCGGUGCCUCUGAGGCCGAUCGAGUGGAUCAACCCUGCCUUCGUGCCUAAACUUGCCAAUCAACCAUACUGCUUAAUGGAUUAUCAAACUAGUCAAAGCACAGAAACGGCCACGAUAGUAGAGGAGCAUAACGGCACGGUGAUAACGGAAGCUCCCAACGGCAUGUGGAACGAGAGCGGCACCGGUAGCGCCAGCUGCAGCGGCAGCGUAGCCGAGGAGAUCGAGGAACAAGCCGAAGAGAUGGAUAGCGCGACGGCGACAGAACAACGGCCAAAGGAACAGUACGCCGAAGAACAGCAACACUUCGAACAGCAACCUCAUCAUCAGCAUCAUGAACACCUCGAGGGGCAACAGCAACAGCAGCACUUGGAAAACGGCAGCGUGACAACGGCGAUGGAACCGUACUUGGACCCGUUGAUGCUGCAGGAGCCACCUCCGAUACACGUGUCGCACGUGGUGCCAACCGUGCCGCAACCGUACAUGUAUCCCGGCCACUACAUGUUCGGUCCGCCCUUGGUCAACGUUAAUGGUGUUACCAUCCAGGGCGGGCCAUUAGUGAGAACCAUGGACAUAGCGGCUAUGACAAUGGCGUGCGCCAAACGAAGAAAGAAGAGAAAAAAACGAAAGCAGAAAAGACCUACUUUGGGUAAUACCGAAGAUGAGGAGGAAGGAGAGUACAGUUCCGAAUGUGAUAACGAUUUAUCGUCUUCCCGACUGCCUUGGUCGGAGUGUCCGACCACGACCACGAUUACAAUGACGACGACGACGACGGCUGCGAAUCCUCGGCCGCUCAAUCCCGAGUGUCAGGAAUUUCAGUUACGGCCGGCGCUGCAAUCUCGAGUCCUCUCUAGUCCCGUCUCGACGUCCACCGUGUUCGAAAAGGCUACGACGUCUGCCAACGACGCAGCUGGCGUAUCAUUAGCCACCGUCGACGAGACGGUAGCCGCGAGCCUCAGUCGCGAGGCUGACGAGGUGUACGACAUCUCGUCGUCGCAGAGUCCAACGAACCCGGAAGACACGUCCACGACGAUCCACGACGGCACGAAGCAGCAGCUCGUCGCGGAGCAGACACCAUCGGAAAACGUUUCGCAGUCGGUGAUUUCAGUUGGACACAAGCCAAGAAAUAGGAAGGUCGAAGUUAACGGUCGCGUAGAUUCGAUUGAAAAUACGAAAGCGGCAACAACGAGUGAGAAAUUGUUCGCGGAAGCGAAGAGCGACAACGUGCCGAUCGAUGUGAUCGAUGGUGCGACACUCUCUGGCAGAACCGAUACCGUUGAGAACGGUAACGAUUCGACUAUGGCCGACGUGCUGCAGCACGAUCUGCUCAAAGACAACGAUAACAACGUUAACACGGAGUUACUAAACAACCAUGUCGAGUGCAGAAAAGUCGAGGGAGCUUUGACCAACGGCGAGGUGGGCUUCAAACACCUCGGCGAACCAACAGAGCAGAUGAACGUUUCCAAAUCAAGAUCGGUGAGUCCUCAGCUCGACGACGCGCUCACCGAUAAAUUAUGUCCAGAUCCAAUCGUAUCUAAUGCGAAAACAACAACGACGAAUAUCAACGCGCCGGAAGAAGAGGAGACUUAUCAAAGUUCUCAUCACUGUAAUAAUUCAUCCGUCGCACGAACAACAACACCGUCAUUAGCGCAGCCGAGGAAGUACAGCAAGAAAAGCUCGAAAUUCGUGAGGGAGCCCACACCUGGGCCGGACCUAGAUGACCAAGCGAUGCGCUCGGAUGUAGAGAAUGGCAAGGUCGUGCAACAGCUCGAGUCUGUCGAGCUGUCGUACGACACGCGCACAGCAUACGCAGAGCGCGACCACGUUGCUGAUACGAACGACGUGCUCGACCGGGCGGAUCGCGAGACACCGCAGGAUUUCGGUAACGACGACAGCAAGACUAAGACAACAACAAGCCAAGACACGAUCGAGGGUUCCAACGAGGAUUCCGGAUUUGAGAGUCAGACUCGAUUGCCGAAAUAUCCGAUCACGGCCGCGGUGACGGAGUGGCUGCGUCGUGCCAACUCGCCCGACACGUUGUUCCUCACAUCGGCGUCGGCUUCAGACAGCGAAACGGACGAGGAGGAUGACGAUGAUGAAAUGAAUGCAAAGCCGCCAAAAAACUUGCAAGGCAACCCCAUGCCUGCACUAUCUGCUAAUAGCGGCGUCGACAACAGCGUUACUACGACGUUGUCGCGCACGGCUAGCUGCGGCGAAUUCGCAAAGUCCAACAAUAACAACAACAUCAAUAAUAUCAGUACGAUCGAUCGGGUGGAGACGCAUGGCACGUCGGUGAUUGGCAGACGCAAGAAGGACACGGUAAGUGCAGCGAGGAGAAAAACAGCGGCGGCAAAGAGGAUCGACAAGCGCAACAACAGAAAAGUCGAUGAUAAAACACAGAAACAAUCGGUCUCCUCGUUGGUCUCCUGUCACCGGUUGGAAAAUGUCGUCGGCGCCGCGAAACUGAAGGAUCCAUCUAAGAGCAAUGUUGGUAACAUUUGCGAAUUUACUCAGGAGGAUAGCGUUGCGGGUAUGAGGGUUGCUUUAAGUUCUCGGAUAAAUUCGAAGAGAGUCAGCGCAAGACGAACAAAGACAUCGCGUAGAAUCAAGAGAGAUCCCGUUGAGAACAUUGACAUCAGAAUGCGGCGUAUAGAUGACGCGCAGAACGGUGAAAACGGCGACGAGACGCAAGACAACAGCGUGAGCGUGCGGACGUUUGAGAAAGGGGAGAUCAUCGUCUCAGAAGACGGUAAAUUGUUACCGACUUCCUCGUACGAGCCAGUUCCGUCCGAUGAUCGAGAUAUCCUAGAGAUGAUGACAAAGACUUCCACCGCCGCUCGCGCCGUCGACAUGAUCAACGAAAACAUGCAAGAAACGUGCGAGGAGGAGACUAGACACAAUAGUGAGAACGAUGAAAAUCUGAUGAUGUCCUCGGUCAGCAUAGAAGAGCCCGACGUGUUGGAGUGCUGGGAGGCGGAGACCAUCGAGCCCGUAAUCACGCCGAAACGAAUGCUGCAGAGCCCGGGUGUCCUAUGCGAGGGUGAAGCCGUGGAGGACGAUAAUUUCGAAGUGGAGAAGGCCACCGUGGAGCACGUGCGGAAAUACUACAGACUGGACAGCGCUAUCAGCAUCGAGGAGGAGUCGAGCGAGGUAAGCACUCGCUCGAUGGUAUCGGUCCCGAAGUCGAGAACAGUGCCAAAUAAUCCGGAGAAAAUGAUCGAGCGUCUCUACGGCGUCGAAGAGAUCCCGAUCGUCAUGCCGGACAAAAGCCGGGACAUUAUUCUGGGAGACGAGCAGAUACCUGUCGACGAGGCAUUCGAAGCGUACGAGAACUGUUACAUCGGUGGGAAAUCGCCGUUCCCCACGCCGUUCAACUCGAGGAUGUUCAAGCAACAGCGGCCGUUGCUUCAGAACGGCGAGGCUCCGAUACCAUGCAGAGCGGUGUGCUGUAACAUACAAUAAUGACGGAAGCAAAAUCUCAGACAUGCCCCGUCACACAAACUAUCAAAAUGGAGAAAACGCGGAAUAUAUUGUUACAAUAUAGGCUAUAGAAGACAAAUAGCAAGAGUUCCAAGCUAUGCUUCCCAGCUUCUGCUUGAUGUGUCACAUGUGUCGGAAAUAAAGUUUACCGACAUAAGAGAAUUAAAAAUUCUGUGCUUCUUGCUCCCAAUUUUUUCCGCCAUUUUAGUGAUAAUUAUGUUUUUUGCUGUACGCAAUUUGUAGAAUUUACUAAAAAAAGAUAUCGAAUUUAAUAGAUAUUGAACGUCCUCUUUAAAGACAAAAAAAACAGUUCUCCGGCUGGUUAGUUAAACUGUUGUUAGUUAAACAACUGACUAGCUGGAGAACUGACGGUGUUCUUUAUUUCUAGAAAAGAUGCCAAUGGAUCGUCAGAUCCUCUUUCAUCUCUAAUUUGUUGUUAGUAAGGUCUAUAAAUUAUUUACAUAUUAAUCAAGACUUGUACUGAUAAUAAUGAUUAUAAUAGCGAGGUAAAUUACGAUAAAAAGCACAGUAUUUUUAAACAAAAAAUUCUAAUUAAAGGCCUUGCUGAUAUCAAAUCAAAUAAAACGUCAAAGGUCUUUAGGAGCUCUUAAAGACCCUUGACUUAUUAUUUGAUAGUAUUUUUCAUUAUCAUGUAGAUAAACUUUUAUUUUUAGCAACACUCAGCAACAGCACUUCAAAUAAAGGCGAGAUAGCACAGCUUGAAUAUCUUCAAAACCAUUUAAGUUUGUCGGCCUUGGUUUUAUAUAUGUACCUCAUACGGAGAACUUCAAUAAUGCCUUCCUCUUCCGGUAAGAUAUAAUCGAACGCCUCGUAUCUACACAGUUUUGUAUCAUGAUUAUUGACUUCCAGAAGAAGCAACUUGACCACAUCAAUCACAAUAUGCACAACAAAUGCAUAUAUACACUAUUACUGUUAAAGUUAAUGUUACUAAGCUGUCGAUUCCUCUGAAAACCAACAGUCGUGAUACAAAAAUAUAUCGCUACGAUGCGUACGAGUUGAGAUGCCGUAACUGGAAAUGGUAAGAAUUUUUGUGUGGGUAAAUUUCGUUUCCAGUGACAAUAGUACUCCAAGUAGAAGCUGGAGAGCAUAACUUGAGACUCUUGCAGGCCGCUUGAGUUUGUCGGGGCCUAUAGAAUGUAUUGUAAUAAUAUGUUACUACGGACUCGCAAUGAUGAGGCCAAUCUUUUCCAAAUAAAUCGUUGCACUUAUCCGGAUAUAUCGCGCGGGCACGUGUACGUACACUAGGCGCAUACGCACCUCACGUUGUUCGAAAUCAAUUAAAAAAAAAUCACCUUAGCCUCAUCGGGCAGAAUCUAUUAACAAAUCGUUGUUCUUUCAAAGGUCCAAUGAGACACGCUCAAGAGGACUGAACGAUGGUAUUUUGAAAGCGCAUGAAUUGCGACCGGUUUUUUGUAAAUAGUUUUAAGAGUUUGCUUGUGAUCGUAUUUCGUGGAGAAUCUUCAAAAUUUUAUGUAUGAGAGGCAUGCAUUGUAGUUACUCUACGAUAGCAUUUUACCUAUCAUUAUCAUUAACACUUUGACUGCCACGUCACCCAUAUCUGGGUGAUGCGUGAGUUUCCGGAGAGGCCUCAUUUCUUGUUAAGAUGCCUUUGCGAUGGAUCCUUUCGCAUGGAAAUAUGUAUGUUUCAUAGUUCAUACGAAGACGGGGAGGUAGAGUAUUAAGGUUAAAUAAGAACUCAGGCAUAUAUUGGGUACGCAUUGGAUAGUAGAAAUUUAUGCAAUUAUCCUUUCAUCGGUGCAGUUGGCUUCGAGUUUGACUGUACACGGUUGCACGUAGUGGUCGGAGAAUUUGAGCCCGGUGGGGCUCACGCUCGAGUCCAGCGUGGUAGUCAAAAUGUUGACAGCAUUGCCGUGUGUCAUUGUUCAUUAUAAUUGUAAAGGAAAAAAUUCGUAAUGUUCGACGUCAGGCUUUUAUCUGGACCGAGCUUAUCAAAAGGCAAUACGUUAUUUUCUCUGAACAUAUAAGAGAGUAUGAAUUUGAUUUAAAAUGAAAUGGAAAAAAAUAAGAAAGAAAGAGAGAGAGAGAGAGAGGAAGAGAACAUAUAAGAAGAGGCAUAUAGAAGAGUAUAUGCCAGGCUGUUAUUUUUAACAUUCUUGCUACGAUAUCUCGUAACGCACUUUGCCGAAGUGACAAAAGCAUUAUUUUUACAACCUAUAUAAAAGACACGAGUGUUAUAAAAGACUAAGAAUUAUUGUAUCACGUUGGAUGGCCUUCGCUUAGGGAAGUUUCAAUCGCUCACAAUUUAUUGAACUCAACGUCAUCAGAGUAACCCGCACAUUUACCCGUCAGAUUUAAAUUUCCCUUUUGUUUUAUUUCGUCCUAUAUAUUUUUUUUUUAUUUUUCUUCUGUGCUUUCCUUUUUUUUCUUUUCCUUCGUCGGAAAUGGACACAUAUGUAUUAUAAAAUGAAGAAAAACGACAGAGUCGAGAGAGGCGUAACACUUAUGCUUUUAAGUAGCAUACGCAUUAAUCAUGCAGAAAGUAAUAUCACGUUUUCGUAGGAGAUAUUAUAGUUGUAAACGGGCGGCGGUAAAAUCAGUGAGCUAUAUUAGACCUUACCUUAGCUGUUAUUAGGAGGUAUAAGAAUGAGAUGUAUAUAGAGGAAGCUUAUGAGAUGGUUAAAGAGUAAAUCCAUUCGAUCGGAGAUCUUGGGAGACUAAAUCUGUUUUUGUUCUUUUCGUUUCUUUUUUUAUUUCUCCAAUAAGCACCGAUUUCGGUGGACUCCGAAGUCGGACGAAGCGCACCGCAAAAACGCAUUAUGUGUACUUACACACACGUAAGAGCUGCACUUGUUAACGACAUAGUCCACGCUUUAGUUGAUUUGUGUCAAAGAUAGAGAGAGAUCGAGAGAAUUAUCGUGUCUUAGGCUGCGUGUCGACGUGAGUCGACUGAUAGACGUGGUUCGUUCGUGAAAAAAAAGUCAUUAUUCUACAUAUAUCUCAUAUCAUAACACGCGUUAACAUACCUCAGAGAAACGUGUAAAUAAAGUAACGAUCAUCCAAACGUUAACGCGCAAGACACGAAAUAUAAUGAAUGAUAAUAAAUACUAAUAAUAUUAAUAUAUAACGAUAAUAUACAAUAAUAGUGUUGGUCAAUAACGGAUAUAACGAGGGAAGAACGAUUAAUGAAAUCUAAUAUCACGCAACAGCGAUACAUAGACACCAUUGUUCCUGCAAAGCUAUAGUUUCCUUAAGCAUGAUAUAUAUAUGUCAUAAAUCAUUUCCAGGAUGAUCCGUAGCUCUACGAAAGGCGUUCGUUCACACCAAAAAUACAUUUAAAGAUAAGUACGAAUAUAUAUCGUUACAUUAAAAAUGCGCGUUGCAUCAAUUGUGUGCCUUAUUCUGUGGCGGCCGUUUUUGUAACUAUUUCAGAGCACUCUCCUUGAUAAUAGUCAGUAGCGAGAUCGAAAUGCGAUUAAGACUUGUUAAAAUUGAUGAGAAGCAAAAGACAGAUUGAUAGGAGAAAAGAUUUUGCGGGAGGCUCGCCCGCGCGUCGCGAUAAUGAUCCUUAUCGGGACAUGCACACAAAAAAAAGCGAACAACUCAUUUAAUUCCUUUUCACGAGAUUAUACCGACCUGUAUUCGUCAUCGGACAUGUAUGUACAACCGGCAUGCAAUUAUUCAUAAAGACAUUAAGGCGUUGCAUCUUACACGAGUCAUAUUACUGUACAAUUAUCUUAGUUGAAGUUAACACGUACGGAAUAAGUAUACUUGAAUUUUGUUGUGUUUUUGCUUAUAAAAAUAUAAAUAAAAUGUUUCAAUUAAA
This is a messenger RNA of Odontomachus brunneus, 9424 nucleotides long. RefSeq lists its product as uncharacterized. The transcript has 7 exons. Lineage: Eukaryota; Metazoa; Arthropoda; Insecta; Hymenoptera; Formicidae. The record is from RefSeq and is a predicted model, not a curated record. Bases 1438 to 5601 code for a protein of 1387 amino acids.